Messenger RNA from Haemonchus placei, 867 nucleotides. Lineage: Eukaryota; Metazoa; Nematoda; Chromadorea; Rhabditida; Trichostrongylidae. The record is from the annotation of a GenBank genome assembly.
AUGGGACUGGGUCCUCCAUCCAAGAAAGAGUCUUCACAAAGGAAAGUUCGAAAAACGCGUCCAUCCAAGAAAGAGUCUUCACGAGAGAACUCUCCAGAAAUGCUUCCAACUCAAUCAUCACCAUCAAAUUCGACUGACGAAGCUUCAAAUUCAACAGUGUCAGGAGAAGAACCUAAUGGAUUACUAACAUCGCCAGGAACCCUAGCACAGAAAUCAUCGGCAGAAGUGGCUACAACCCAAUAUUCGCCAACAACAAAAGCUAAAACACAGCAGUCAUCGAAAAGAAUAAGGAUAACUCCUAGGCCGACCAAAUCAAAAACACGGCCACCAACCUCAUCCUCGAGAAGAGAAACCCCAUCUCAAAAGACAGUGGGAUCGAAGGCAUCAGAGAAGUCGACGCAAUCCUCAAAAGAAACUGAGACCUCGUCCCCUAGUAGCGUAGCGUCUACGGAAGAAACCGAAGAGCCCGAGACGGAUGAGACAGAGACGGAUGGAGAAUUCGAAACGGAUGAGGGAACUGGAGACCACACUCAAGGACUCUUGAUCUCCGGCGAUGGGGAACACAGCACGCAAAUCGGGAGCAAACACAUUAAUUAUGCCGUCAUAGUUCUGCUCCUGUGCGGACUUGUGGUCAUAUGUCAACUUGGCUUAUUGACAUUUCUCCUGACCAAGUUCAUCAUCGCUGUCAAGGAUGAAAUGAUACCGACGGAUAAAGAAAAGAAACCCGAGAAACCCAAGAAGGACAAGAAAAAAAAGGAGGCUAAAUCCAAAGACAAAAAGAAAAAAUCUAGUCCUGCACCACUGCCAUCUCCUUCUGGUGAACCAAAGUCUUCCGAUGCUGAACAGGAGAAGCCUGAAGCAAUCUAA